Megalopta genalis is the source of this 2773-nucleotide messenger RNA. NCBI's taxonomy places the organism in Eukaryota, Metazoa, Arthropoda, Insecta, Hymenoptera, Halictidae. The record is from RefSeq and is a predicted model, not a curated record.
GCUCAGUUACGCCGCGCCCCUUGCGAAGAGCGCUGUGCUUCACGGGCGAGAUUACGGUGUCUUUACGGUUCGAAAACAGUUAUUCCCAGCACGUUUCCGGCGUGUUAAAAAAAGCCCGAAUGCUAUGCAAGUUCUGUUACCGGUAAACCAUAUAGAUUUCAUUCCACAAGUGCGACAUAUUCUAUGUUCCUUUUUUUAUAAUACUUCGUUCGGUUUUCAUGUUACAAGUGAGUGACCAGUGUUACACAUAAACACAAACAACUGUCCAAAAUACUUACAUAUAUCGAUGACAGCGUGUAAUAAGUGUCGACCGUCUAUAGAAAGAAUUUAACUUGACAGAGAAGUUUUAUUUCGCAACAUAUGUAGAGUGUUUAUGUUCGAGAACUAAUCGAGAACUGUUCUCUAGUAUUAAAGACUGCUGGUUGUUUCACGGACCCUUGUAAAAUCCGUGACAAAGUUGAAAUCAAUUGGCCAAACUGGAAUGUUAAAACGGUGAUCGCGAAUGCAUCGAUAAACACAGCACCGUAUGUAACAAUUGUCUUCUUUAUAAAGAGUUCGUCAAAAGUGUGUAAAAAAAAACUUUUCUAGUAUGACGCGUCUUCGGUGAGCUGAAAAAAGUGUUUUGAACAGUGGAUAAUAUAAUAUGUUCCGUUGAAUGUCCACGUCAAGCUUCCCUUCGAGGUCGGGUCACGCUAACAAAGGCAACGAGCAUCGAGAGUCCUGCGGGAUUCGAAACCAGAAGAAAGUGGUGUAUGAACAGAACGUCACGAAUUGCAACCACAAACAUUACGAUGUAGGCGAUGGAGCUUAUCAUCAAUCACCAAAGCUGUUUUGAGCUCUGCGUCUGCAGAAAUGGUCAAGGUACUCCCUAAUGUGUACAUCUAGAUAGAGUACCUCAUGAAGAGUGGAUUAGCGGACAAAAUGUCAACGAAUUGGCAAUACAACUCGCCUAAGGGUUAAAAGAUGACAGCAAUGUCGAGGCAGCGGUUCGCAGACCGCAGCAGCGGGGACAGAUAAGGAAGGGAGGAGCCACGCAUCGAGCAAUCAUGUGCACUGUCAUGUGGCUCCUUCGGCUCCUAACGACUUGCUGCCUCGUUUAUCUAUCGGCAUCCGACUUUCACACAGAUCUGCCGCUAAUGACAGAUUCGGUAUCAACGAAGUCAACGACGGCGGCAAAGCGAUCGAUACCGACAGAUGCACCGAUGCUGUACUACAUCUUCGACGCGCACAGUACGCUAAAUAAGCAUCAACAUCAUCACGAUCAUCGGUGGGAUCCUCAUUUCGAAGGGGAAGGAAAGAAUAUGACUGUUCAAGCCGGCGGCCGUGCCGUACUCGAUUGCAGAAUAUCCUUAUUGCAGGACAAAACCGUGUCCUGGGUACGUAGACAGGAUAAUGGAGAGAAGGUAAACCUGCUGACGGUGGGACCACACACGUACAUAGGAGAUCCAAGGUAUACAGUGAAGUUCCAGUAUCCAGACAACUGGCGCCUAGAAAUUAAACCGGUGAACAGUAGCGACGAAGGCCAGUACGAGUGCCAAGUCAGCACCCAUCCGCCUAAACAUAUUCAUGUGAAUCUCCACAUCAACGCGCCGUCCGUCCAAAUAGUGGACGCCUUGGGAGACCCCCUGAGGGACAAGUACUACGAGGCUGAUAGCACCAUCGAACUACUCUGCGUCAUACGCCAUAUAGCGAUGCAAGUUCAGUACAGCGUCGUCCAGUGGCUUCACGGCAAUCGAGUUCUCAACUACGAUACAACAAGGGGUGGUAUUAGUGUGAAAACGGACUUAAUGGAAGAGGGGGCCAAUUCGACUCUCAGUAUAGCGAGGGUAGGACCAGCUGACAGUGGAAACUAUACGUGCCAUCUCACCACCAUGCCUGAUCAACCAUCCACUGUUCACGUGCACGUACUAAACGGAGAAAGCUUAGCCGAGCUGCAUCACGGAAGCGCAGCGAGUAUGGUCGGCGUCGGCAGAUCGUUGCUUCUUCUCCUGUCCGUUCUCCUCGACCGAAUACAACAGGUGCUCAGAUGAAGGCCUGGCGGAAGGCCUGCCAUUGCGUCCCGGAAAGGCGCGAAACGGGCGUAGCGGGGCUCCGUGACGACGUUGGACAGUGUCGUGACACGGCACUGCAAUACAAUACGAACUUUUAUAUUAUCGCUAAAGAAUGAGCGUGGCAGAGUGUGUGCGCGAACAAGAGAAAAACGGGAAAAUGAGGGGUGGGGAAAGUAGAAAGGGGGUUGAAGCGUUGCGCGAGAAAGAACUGCAUCGAGGGGAGGGGUUGGCAGCGCUGAUUCAACAUUGUUCUUGGCCCAAUUGAAAGUGACUGUUUCUGCGUCGCUGCACGGCAGUGUUUCUGCUCCGCCGAUGUUUCUUCCUGUACCGGUCGGACUUCGAAAGUACGUCAACUUCAGGCCUUUGUCUUUCCAGGUAUUUCCACGAUGCCUCUAUUUUUGGAGACAAACACGGUCACUCCGACGCCUCGCGUGCCACUUGCAAACGGAAGCUGAACUUUAAGAGGAUCAUUACAAAAGCAAUUCUUCGAACGAAAUUCAGUAUGUACUUAAUAGAACUUAGUAGAGGACCCUGCGUAAAAUAUGCUCGCCGUUAUAUUCGGGAAACUUCGAUGGUUUCGCAGAAACAAAUCUUACUCGCGUGCGAUCGAUUAGGGUAGUGGAGCCGGUUACUGUGGGGCUAACCAAUUACUGUGCGUUUGGUCUGUUUUCGGGCACAAUUAACUUUGUAUCUAUCGAACAAGAUAUAUUAAAUUUUGUUAU